AUGUUCUGCACCACGCGAUGCCUUCGGACUGCGCUUCGGGCGAUAGCACGCACGCACAGACAGGAUAACCAUCUGCAGCCUUCUACCCUUUUGGCGUAUAGACUACUGAGGACUAGUUCAAUUAAUCAUGUAGAAGCCAUAGCCACCGCUCCUCUAGACGGCGCACCCAAACAAUACUCUCCAAAAAUUCAACAGCUUGUCAACGACAUCGCAAGUCUCACUUUGUUGGAGGUCUCAGACCUCAACGAUCUUCUCAAGAAAAAAUUAAACAUUCAAGAUGUUGGAAUGAUGCCGAUGGGUGCAAUGGCUGGAGCAGCAGUACCUGCAGCUCAGGCUGCAGAAGAGGAUGAUGCACCAGCCAAGAAAGAGAAGACUCACUUCACAGUAAAACUGACAGAGCUCAAAGCAGCUGAAAAAGUGAAGCUUAUAAAAGAGGUCAAGAACUGUAUUCAAGGAUUAAAUCUAGUGCAGGCUAAAAAACUAGUGGAGGCCCUUCCUCAGGAAAUCCGAGCCAAUGUAUCCAAAGAGGAGGCAGAGAAACUGAAAGCUGCCCUGGAGGCAGCAGGUGGCACUGUGGUGCUAGAGUAA
Molecule: messenger RNA, 588 nt
Organism: Knipowitschia caucasica
Lineage: Eukaryota; Metazoa; Chordata; Actinopteri; Gobiiformes; Gobiidae
Source: the annotation of a GenBank genome assembly